UGUUCAGUCGAGUUCAGUCGGUCUAGCCUCGCCUUGCAGACGUGGUGGCUCAGUUGUCGAUCCGUGAUUGUUUAUCCGUUCCGCACGUGACUGGAUAAAUAUAGCACAUCGAAAGACUUCAGUUGUACGUUUUCUUGGUGCAAAUCGAGUUAUCGGCUGGUAAUAUAAAAACUGGGUGUUGUUCUUUCACGUGAGCCAGUGUUUAGAUGCCCAUAGCCUUAGUAGCUUCUCGGGAAGCCUGUAGACCUACCUAACCUAAAAGGAGGUGACAGGCGACCUUUUUUAGACUCCCGCACCGAGCUGAUUUUCUUAGUUUUGGCCUACCACCUUAAUGGUGUGUUUUGUUUUUGGGGAAAAUGGCAGUUCCUUUAGAGGUUUGUGUAUUGUUUACAUUUUUUGUUACUUUGUCACAGUCCAUAACUUCAGGUGAUUGGUCCCCUAGCGGUAGUGUGUCUUCUACUUUUCCGCACCACUCUCACGAGGACGAUUCAGAGACCUACUACACCACCGCGUAUAUAAAUGUCACGUUUGUGGACCCAAUUUCCGGGCGCACCGUCCGCGAGAAGACGGAGAUCGGCAAGUUCGGGGAAUCGCACAUCGGGUUCUCCUCCGGAGUCCUGGUUCACGUUCGGUCCGGGGCUGAUAACUCUGGAUGCUCCCUUCCCUUCAAGAGCUCCAGUGGAUCAGGCGAGCUCCCGAAGGAACCAUGGAUCGCCCUAGUCAAGCGAGGCGGAUGCAAUUUCCAAGUGAAAGUGGAUAACGCCUACUCCAGCAACGCUUCUGGAGUCAUCGUCUACAACGAUCGGGACUCCACUGAACUGGAGAAGAUGAAGUUGACAUUAAAAGUGAAAAAGCGGCCGCUGGGUGCAGUGUUCACCUACAAGUGGAAGGGCGAGCAGCUCGCAGCGCUGGCAGACAAUGGCACGCGCGUGCUGACAGAAGUCACGGUAGCACAUCACUGCAGCAUGCGCAAUUCCAUCAACAGGUUAGUUGAAAUCGAUGGAGUGGUGAGGUACAAGGCAGGUCCCUUGAUGGAGGCAUUAUGCGGGAACACUAUGCCGUACGCUGAGUGUGCACUAUUGACCUCUGUUCUGUUUGUUAGUAUCUCAUUUGUGGUUCUUCUCCUGAUUUCACUUUCCUGGCUCAUCUUUUACUACGUGCAGAGAUUCCGCUACAUUCAUGCUAAGGACCGGUUAUCGGCUUCAACAUCCCCUCAGGAAUCUCCUGCUUCAAACUUCACUAUUAUUAGUUUUGCAAGAAUUGAUAGGAGACUGUGCAGUGCUGCCAAGAAAGCUCUGUCCAAGAUCCCAACUAAACAUAUCAAGUUGGGAGACAAGGAGGUGCAGGGAGAUGGAGAAUGCUGUGCCAUCUGUAUAGAACCCUACAGAACAUCAGAAGUAGUCAGGAUACUUCCUUGCAGACAUGAAUUCCACCGAGGUUGUAUAGACCCUUGGCUUGUGGAGCACCGAACUUGUCCUAUGUGCAAGAUGGACAUCCUCAAGCAUUAUGGCUUUGUAGAUUGCGCCCAGUUCACAGGCAGCCAGGAGAGUAUCCUGCACAUGGACAUAGAGGAAGUUGUGAGCGAGUCAGAGAGUCUACAUCACCACGUGGCACCACGCAGUCGAAGCCUUAGUCCUGCACCACGUUCCACUUCUCAGUUUCAGAUUGGAACUGGCUUUGUACAGCAAGUUGACGACCAGCUGAGUCGAGCUCCUUCACCUGAUGAAAUGACACCUUCUCUCCCUCAGGCAGUUGGUCGACCAGAGACUGUAACUGGCUGCUCUGAGCUGUUGUCAGUGAUGCCAAUCUCGCCUCUGCGCCGUUCUCUCAGUCUCGACAACUGUAGCCAGUAGCUGGCAGUCUCUCUACACGCCUCUUAUUGCUAGUCAACACUUCUCUUUACUUGUACAUAUCUCACCUUAUUUUUAAGUAUAAUUUAAACAAUAUUAUUAGUACCUUAAGUUAAGUGGUAAUCGUGUUCCAUCCAAUUUGCCUAAGCAAUGCCUUCUUAAAUGCAAAUCACAGAAAACAGCAAAUGUUGACUUAAACUCUAUGUUUACAAUUUUAAUAUUGUAAAAAUGUUGCUGCAUUUUAAUGAAAUUGCUUUAAGGUGUUUUGUUGAAAUAAACUUAAGUAAGGUUUUUAUACUUAUAGAUAAAAUGUGUACAUAAUUUUAAUUGUAAUGAUUGAAAAAAAUAGCUUCACAAAAUAUUAUACAUGACAAUGUAAAAACAAAAUUUCAUGUUAAAUGAAAUAAACAAAAUAUUUAAAUUUUGGACUUUAGUCUGAAAUGAUUCAGCCAAAGAAUAGGAAAUGCACCUUAAAAUGAAUUGUGUUCUGUCAAGUUAGUUAUACAAUAUAAAAUGCCACAUAUUACAUCAUAAUUAAUACAUUGACUAUGAUUGAUGCAACAAACAAGUAUUAUGGUUGUCCACAGUAAGGUACAUGUCUCGUACUGCAGUGAAAGUGUAAACAUUAUAUUAUAUUACUAGAUAUAUCAGAGUUUAACACAUUCACUGUAGUGAAUGCAAUUAGCAAGUAUUAGGGUUAUCUUCAGGACGGUUCAUGUCUUGUGCCACAGUAAGGGUGUUGAUAAAUGUAAAACUUAGUUAUAAUUAAAGACAGUUAUUAGAUAACUGAGUUGUACAUAACUCAGUCAUUAUACCAAUUUUGUAUGCUUCAUUUUUAAAGCAGUUUAACCAUAGUUUCUUUUUUAAUAACUUUCAUAUCAAGCUAUCAGAAUAUUUUUGAUGUGUUGGUUAUUAUGAAAAAAAGCCAUUUGUAUUAUUUCUAUGCCAACUGAAUAUGGCAGUUCUCUGAUAUUACUGUAUCAAUUAAAAUUUUUGUACUGUUGAAAUAUAUUAUGAGAUGAAUGUUUUAAAUUAUAUUUUACAUGCUUUUAAAUGUUGUAAAUACUAAAUAAAUUAAAAUAUACAUAGUAGUAUAUAAAAUAUUCUGUCCAUAUACUGUUUCAACAAUGUGAUCGUAAAUUACCAUGUUUGGUUUGUAAUAACUUGAACAUGUUUCUUAGAUAGGAAUAAAAAAAGUUGUCUGAAGAUGGAAAGAUAAAUUGAGAUACAGGCAGCAAUAAGAUUUCAUUGUACACACCACACCGCUUUAAAUCUCAUUCAACCCUUAUAGGGUUUGAGGCAUUCAUGUUACCUUCAGAGCAUAUAUAUAUAUAUAUAUAUAUAUAUAUAUGCACGUAUCUAUCUCCUUCCUAAGCAUUUAAUAUCACAUGAUACGAAUAAUAGACAGGGAGAGAGUUUGCCUCAUUUGAUUUUUUAAAUUGCUACAUUUUUAUCAUUUCUUUCUUUCCACCAUAUAUAAUUUUCUAAAAUGUUAUUAAAAACAUUCACCACAUAACAUAUUUCAAUAGUACACAGUUGAAGUUGGUAUGGUAAUGGUAAAUUUUGCCCUAAAUAUAGUCUUUAGCAUGAUUCGGAAUGUGUGUUCUCUAAUUUGACAGUUUUCAAUGUGUCAUUUACAUAAUUUGAUAGGCAGUAUUCGAUUUAAAAAAGAAUAAAUGUAUGGUAAUUCACUGAUAUUUUUUUCUUCACACCUCUAUAUAACUUACAUGCAGUUUUUAAUCAAAUAUUUUUACUGUAACAAUUUGAAUGUAAUAAAUUACAAGUUUGUAUGUUUACACCAGUUCUGAUAGUUACUCAGCUGUUUAAGGUCAUGUUUACAAACAAAUCUUAUAAAAAUAGUAUUAAUAUAACUCUCAAUGCAUUAAGAGAAUUAUUUUAUUCUUAUAAAUCAAGACAGUUUUACUUAAAUGCAUCAAGUUUUACAGUGAGAAACUAGUUGUCUCAAUAUGUUUCUCUCAACUUUCAAAAGUAAAAAAUAUUCUUAUGGAAACUGUUUCAAACACUAUCAUCCUAGGAUUGUAACAGAAAGAUAGGGUUACCUCACAGUGAAUCAUCUUGUAUAUAAAAUAGUCAACUAGUGGCCAAAACUAUAAAUUAAUCCAAUGAAUAUGGGUAUAGAAAUUUGGCACCAAGAGGAAAAAAUAAAUGUUUCAAAGUGGCUUAUUGUACCUGAAUAAUGCAUAAUGUCUGUUAUUUCUUUCAAGAAUAAUUUAAUUUAAACAUAAAUAUUCUUUAAAAAAAUGUUAUUUGUGAUUGUUAUAGGAAAGAGGAUGAUAUAAUAUAAGUUGGUACAUGAGUCAUUGAAUAAAGAUUCAUAUUUUACUAUAUGGAAUACAUCUUUUACUUUAAAGAACAUAAUAAUUCUUGGAAAUAAUUGAAAAUAAUGUUUGUUCCCUUCAAAUUUAUUUAUGAAUUAAGAGUAAUUGAUAAAAUAAAUUCUUAAUACGGUCUGUACAGUAAGUUUUUAAUACAUAGUCUUCUAAUGCAUUUUUUUCUAUACAUUUUCUUAGCUUACCUCUACAUGCAUUGAACAUAAAAUGAAAAAAUGGAACUAUGAGAAAACUUUAAGCUUAAAACUGAAUGAGGUAUACAAGAGUUGUACUAUUGACAUUAAAAAUUUGUAAAGUAAACGAGGUCAUGCCACCACAAACAAUUUUGUUUUAGAUCCCAUAAAAAAUUAAAGAUCUAUUGAUUCACUUAAUUGUUUAUGGAACAAUAAUAUAUAUUAAUUAUAGGCUUAUCUGUUGUUUUAAGUAAAUGUGUUGACCAGUCCUGAUCAUUUGUGUACUUGUGAUUAAAGUUGUUACUAACUAAGCCGUGACCACAGGUCACUCUAUGAUUGUAGAACCAGGGUGAAAAUAUCACUGGUGAUUGACCUUGACUCCAUUAUAAUUAUAUAUCUUAUCUUAAGUGUGAAAGAACAAACAUGGAAUGUUAAUUCAAACCACAGGUAAACAUAAUUAUUUACAAUUGUAACGAUCAAAGGUAAAUUUGGAUGUAAGUACUGUACUGCCCUUUAGUUUAUCUAAAUUAUGAAGUAUUUGUUUAUACUUUUAAUAAUUACUUAAAAUUUAGGGCCUUUUCUACACACUUUACAUUUUGAAAACAUUCUGUCUAAUGUGUCUCAAGAUGUGAAGAGUGUAUUAAGGAUGGUAAUUUCGGCCGUAAUCUGAGCCAUCCAUAAGUGACAAUGCACAUGAUUGGGUCAUGUACAUUGCCUGCAGGCGACUCUAAUGCAAGAUAUAACUAUUAUAGAUUAAUAUUGAAAAUGUAAUAAUUAAUACAAAGUGACUCAAGUAACACAAAUUAUACAUUGUAAAAUUUUAAUUUCUUUUCGAUUCUUUACUAAUUGUUAAAGAAAAUAAUAUUUCCAAUGUGAUGCAUUGUUAAAGAGACAAUUAUUAUUUAUUAUCUUAUGCAUUUUUAAAACAGGCACUUACCUUGCUCUAUCAUAAGAUGUCCCCAAAAGCCAAACUAUCUUAAUUAUUCAGGAUGUAAAUCAUUAUCUGGAUUUAUUUUAUCAAAAUUCUGUGGAACUGCCAUUAUUGUUAUUAUGACAGUGAAUCUAUAUUUUCUACCCUUAUUUUUUUAUUUAAAAGACCAAUUAUCUGUGAUUUAUAGUGAUAUUGUUAAAUAUUUUCUUUUUUAAAUCAGUUUCUGUUGUAUUUAUAUAUUUUUUACAGUAUUACAUAUUUAUUUAAGUGUGUCAUAUUUAUAUAUAUGUCAAUAAGCAGUAACCAUUUAUCAAACACUGAAAUAUUAUCACAAUAUAUUGUCAAAAUGUUAUCACAUCCAUUAAUAGUUAAAUGAUUAAAUUUGAGUUCUACCUUGUCA
Messenger RNA from Homalodisca vitripennis (glassy-winged sharpshooter), 5705 nucleotides. Its product is annotated as protein goliath-like. The transcript is spliced from 11 exons. The record is from RefSeq and is a predicted model, not a curated record. Bases 357 to 1853 code for a protein of 498 amino acids. NCBI's taxonomy places the organism in Eukaryota, Metazoa, Arthropoda, Insecta, Hemiptera, Cicadellidae.